Molecule: messenger RNA, 405 nt
Organism: Ruditapes philippinarum (Manila clam)
Lineage: Eukaryota; Metazoa; Mollusca; Bivalvia; Venerida; Veneridae
Product: nucleolar transcription factor 1-like
Exons: 3
Coding region: 1-405 (134 amino acids)
Source: RefSeq, a predicted model, not a curated record
AUGACAUUGGUUUAUGAUCGUGUUGGUCUUUACUCUCUAAAAUCACCAUUCUUAAAAAUUAUGUUCGACUUUCAAGACAGAGCAUCAAUGUCGACUGGAAGUAAAAAAGCUCUCAACAAGGAUGAUAUUUUAAUCAAGUACUACAUUAAUCCAAAAGACAAGAGCUUUCUCAGAUCUGACAAGAUCACAAUUAUAUUGUGUGAAGAAGAUGAUUAUGACGACGACGACGAUGUUGAUGCUGAUGGUGGUAGUGGUGAUAUUAUUGUGGAUAAUGGAGAUUGUGAUAAUGAGGUUAAAGAGAAGAUGGAUGGUGAUAAUGAGGAGAAGGAUGAAAACGGCGACGACGAUGAUGGCUAUGAUGAUGUAUAUAAUGGUGAUAAUCAAGAUUGCGAUGGUGAUGAAUAA